Molecule: messenger RNA, 5295 nt
Organism: Pogona vitticeps (central bearded dragon)
Lineage: Eukaryota; Metazoa; Chordata; Lepidosauria; Squamata; Agamidae
Gene: ATP9B
Product: ATPase phospholipid transporting 9B
Biological process (GO): retrograde vesicle-mediated transport, Golgi to endoplasmic reticulum; phospholipid translocation; endocytosis
Cellular component (GO): plasma membrane; trans-Golgi network; endosome
Molecular function (GO): magnesium ion binding; ATP binding; ATP hydrolysis activity
Source: RefSeq, a predicted model, not a curated record
CCGGGGCGUAUUGCGCCACCGCGUGACGUCAAGGGGGCGUUGCCGAUGACGUUUCAGAGUCACUCCAGACAGCUAGCCCGCUGGAGGGAGGCGGAGGAGGGGCAAGAUGGCGGACCAAAUCCCUUUGCACCCGGUACCGCGUAGCACACAGCGGAGGGCGGCUUAUUAUACCAACGCCUCAGCCGCACAGAGGCAUAACAGGUACCAAGUUGAAGAUGAGUCCUCUCAUUUGGAUGAAAUGCCCCUAAUGAUGUCAGAGGAGGGCUUUGAAAAUGAUGAAAGCGAUUACCAUACUCUACCAAGAGCCAGAAUUUCUCAGAGAAAAAGAGGUUUAGAAUGGUUUGUUUGUGGUGGUUGGAAAUUUCUCUGCACCAGUUGCUGUGAUUGGCUCAUAAACAUUUGCCGGUCAAAGAAAGAACUCAAAGCACGGACAGUAUGGCUUGGAUGUCCUGAAAAAUGUGAAGAAAAGUAUCCAAGAAAUGCUAUUAAAAAUCAAAAAUAUAAUAUCUUUACAUUUAUACCUGGGGUUUUAUAUGAACAAUUCAAGUUUUUCUUGAAUCUUUAUUUUCUCGUUGUCUCCUGCUCACAGUUUGUACCGGCUCUGAAAAUAGGCUACCUCUACACCUAUUGGGCACCUCUGGGAUUUGUUUUGGCUGUCACAGUGCUGCGGGAAGCAGUUGAUGAAUUCCGUCGUUACAAGCGGGACAAGGAAAUGAACUCUCAAUUAUAUAGCAAGCUUACAAUACGAGGUAAAGUGCAAGUUAAAAGCUCAGACAUUCAAGUUGGAGACCUCAUCAUAGUGGAAAAGAACCAACGAAUCCCUUCUGACAUGGUGUUUCUGAGAACUUCAGAAAAAACAGGUUCAUGUUUUAUCCGAACUGAUCAGCUAGAUGGUGAAACAGACUGGAAACUAAAAGUUGCUGUUAGUUGCACACAAAGAUUGCCAGCUUUAGGGGAUCUUUUUUCAAUCAAUGCAUAUGUUUAUGCUCAAAAGCCACAAAUGGAUAUUCACAGCUUUGAAGGUACUUUUACUCGGGAAGACAGUGAUCCAACUGUUCACGAAAGUUUAAGCAUUGACAAUACAUUAUGGGCAAGCACUGUUGUUGCAUCAGGAACAGUAAUCGGUGUUGUUAUUUAUACUGGAAAAGAGACUCGAAGUGUAAUGAACACCUCCAAUCCAAAGAAUAAGGUUGGUUUGCUGGACCUUGAACUGAAUCAACUAACUAAAGCACUGUUCUUGGCCCUAGUUGCACUUUCAGUUGUCAUGGUAACCUUACAAGGAUUUGUGGGGCCAUGGUACCGCAAUCUUUUUCGGUUUCUCCUGCUUUUUUCCUACAUCAUCCCAAUCAGUUUACGUGUGAACUUAGAUAUGGGUAAAGCAGCAUAUGGAUGGAUGAUUAUGAAGGAUGACAAUAUACCUGGAACUGUUGUCAGGACUAGCACCAUACCUGAAGAACUGGGACGUCUGGUGUAUCUUUUGACAGAUAAAACAGGUACAUUAACUCAGAAUGAGAUGAUAUUUAAGCGUCUCCAUCUAGGAACUGUGUCCUAUGGAACAGACACAAUGGAUGAAAUUCAAAGUCAUAUCAUCAGUUCUUACUCCCAGGUGCACUCCCAAUCUAGUGGAACGAGUUCCAGCUCCACACCUUCCAGAAAGAAUCAGUCUUCUACACCUAAAGUCCGCAAAACGGUCAGCAGUCGAAUACAUGAAGCAGUAAAAGCUAUUGCAUUGUGUCACAAUGUUACACCUGUGUAUGAAUCCCGAACAGGAGCAACUGGAGAAACAGAAUAUGCAGAAGUUGAUCAGGAUUUCAGUGAUGAAAACAGAACUUAUCAAGCGUCCAGUCCUGAUGAGGUAGCUCUGGUGAAGUGGACAGAAAGUGUUGGUCUUACUUUGGUGAGCAGGGAUUUGACUUCAAUGCAGCUGAAAACUCCCAGUGGACAGAUUUUGACAUACUACAUUCUACAAAUCUUCCCUUUCACAUCUGAGAGCAAGCGAAUGGGAAUUAUAGUGAGGGAUGAAUCUACUGGUGAAAUCACAUUUUAUAUGAAAGGUGCAGACGUGGCAAUGUCCUCCAUUGUUCAGUAUAAUGACUGGCUAGAAGAAGAGUGUGGUAACAUGGCAAGAGAAGGACUGCGUACUCUGGUUGUUGCCAAGAAAUCAUUAACAGAAGAACAGUAUCAAGAUUUUGAGAGUCGCUAUAACCAAGCAAAACUAAGUAUACAUGACAGAACCCUCAAAGUGGCUGCAGUGGUGGAGAGCUUGGAAAGAGAAAUGGAACUACUGUGCCUCACUGGAGUGGAAGACCAACUACAGGCCGAUGUUAGGCCGACCCUGGAGAUGCUGCGAAAUGCUGGAAUAAAGAUAUGGAUGCUAACAGGAGAUAAAUUGGAGACUGCCACUUGUAUUGCAAAAAGCUCUCAUUUAGUAUCCAGAGCACAAGAUAUUCAUAUUUUUAGACCUGUAACCAGUCGUGGAGAGGCUCAUCUGGAGCUAAAUGCCUUCAGGAGGAAACAUGACUGUGCUUUGGUAAUCUCUGGAGACUCUCUGGAGGUCUGUCUGAAGUACUAUGAGCAUGAAUUUGUAGAACUGGCUUGCCAGUGUCCAGCUGUAGUAUGCUGCCGAUGUUCUCCCACUCAAAAAGCCCACAUUGUAAAAUUGUUGCAGCAUCACACAGGAAAACGUACAUGUGCGAUAGGUGAUGGAGGAAAUGAUGUUAGCAUGAUCCAAGCAGCAGACUGUGGAAUUGGAAUUGAAGGAAAGGAGGGAAAGCAAGCUUCCUUAGCUGCUGAUUUUUCCAUCACACAAUUUAAACACAUGGGCAGACUGCUGAUGGUACAUGGCCGAAACAGUUACAAAAGAUCAGCAGCACUUGGUCAGUUUGUCAUGCACAGAGGCCUUAUUAUUUCAACUAUGCAGGCUGUAUUUUCUUCAGUGUUCUAUUUUGCAUCUGUUCCUCUGUACCAGGGUUUCUUAAUGGUAGGGUAUGCAACCAUAUACACUAUGUUUCCAGUCUUCUCCUUAGUAUUGGAUCAGGAUGUGAAACCAGAAAUGGCACUCUUAUAUCCAGAACUUUACAAAGACCUUACUAAGGGAAGAUCCUUAUCAUUUAAGACCUUCCUCAUCUGGGUUUUAAUCAGUAUUUAUCAAGGUGGCAUUCUGAUGUAUGGAGCUCUUCUGCUUUUUGAAUCUGAAUUUGUCCAUGUUGUUGCCAUUUCCUUCACGGCACUAAUCCUGACUGAGCUCUUGAUGGUCGCCCUAACCAUACGAACAUGGCACUGGUUAAUGGUGGUGGCAGAAGUCUUCAGUCUUUGUUGCUAUGUGGCCUCUCUUGCAUUUCUAAAUGAAUAUUUUGGUAUAGGCAGAGUGUCUUUUGGAGCUUUCUUAGAUGUUGCCUUUAUCACAACUGUGACCUUCCUGUGGAAAGUAUCAGCCAUCACUGUAGUAAGCUGUCUUCCACUUUAUAUUCUGAAGUACCUAAAACGUAAAUUUUCUCCACCAAGUUAUUCUAAACUUACCUCAUAAAAGUAACUGAACACCUGUAGGUUUUUCACCAACAUGACUCAUAUCUAGAAAUUGCUUCAAGCAUACUCCUUUUACUUCAGCCUGUGGUAGGUCAAAGAGGAAAAAAUAAUAACAAGGCAAAAAUGGAGUAACCAGAGCACAAAGAAGAUGGAAGCUGGGAGUUACAGUGAAUGCUACUGACAGAACUAUUCCGAAGGGAAACAAUUACAUUUUACGUAUGACUUUUAAAAAUUUCCUGAGUUAACAGUGCUUCUGAAUUUAUUUAAUUGCUACUGUAAAGGAUUUAUUCCUACUGCACUAUUUUUCUGCACAUCGAAUAUAAAGCAUUCUUUCAUAUAAACUUAUAAUUCUCCAAUAGUCACGGUUACUCAUACAGUCAUUUAUUCUCACAUUAAGUGUAACAAGCCUAGAAACUUUAAAUGCUGUUAUCUGUCUUUGCUGCUAUGUGUAUCUCUGAUGAAUGCACUGCAACAGUUAAAUACAGCUGUCCAUGUAGCACAGUAUUUAUCUGGGAUCUGUGGUCCUCUUUUCUGUACUCACCAUUGUAAGUUGCAUUCAAAAACAUGAGUAAUUAACAGCAGCCUUUCAACUUCAGUGGAGGCUACAUUGCACAAAAAGUGAUGAAAAUACUGUUCUGUACAUAAUUCCAUUACAUCUGUUCCUCUGUACAGACUGCCAUGAAGCUGACUGUUCAUUGUUUUAUAUGUUCCUUCCUGCUUUUCUUUUUUGUGAAAUUGCAGUCCAGUGUCGGCCCAUUAGAGGACAUUUCCUUAGGAGAAAUUAACCUGCUCCAACACAGCCCAUCAACAUUGUUUCUGUGGGGCUUUAAUUUAUUUCAAUGGGGGCUAUAUAUAGGCCCUGUUGAAAUGAAUCGAGCUUAUGCAGCAGCCAUGCUUAGUAACUCAUGUCCUAACAUAACUGUCAGUGAUCUGUUCUGGGCAUAAGAGUUCCAGUGUCUGCACACAGGCUCUCCUGCUUGGAAUAGUUUCCCCAUUAAGUUCAAUAGGGAGAUUUUUGGCUCUGUCAGUUUAAAUUAAUGAAGGUCUGCACACACACUUUUUGUGAGCAUAGACUAUACAGGGAACUCUGUGUCAGAUAUGUAUGUGGACAUUGUAAUCUGUUUACUUAAGGUUACUCAGGUAAAGAAAUAAAAUAAAACUGAUAUAAUAAUGGUAGAAAAUCCAUCUUCUUCCAAAACAUAGAAUGGUGUAUUUCUGAGUUACUUCAAGAAAAGAAAAUGACAUGUUGUAAUUUGAUGCAUUCUUUGGGGGGGGGGGAACAGUUAUCUAAAUCUUAUGUACUGUAUUGUUACAAAGGAUACACUUUUUUCCACAUUGCUAUUUCCUUUUCCAGAAACUAUAUGUGCCAGGCUAUUCUGCAUAGUGAAGUAUCAGCUGAAACAAUAGAUAUAAUUUGUUCCUUUCCUAAAUAACAAUUCAUUUGUACAAUUUAAGUGGUGAAUAAUUGUAUUUUGUAUCAUAUUGCUUUACUAGAUUAUCUCACAAGAAAAACCUUUUGUAGUCCUUUAGAACCAGCAUCUUAUACCCUUGUUAUUUUGUAAUACUGAAUGUUAACACUUCCAGAAAAAAGACUGUUGCUGAUCUGUUUGAGCUACAAUUCACUCCAUUUAUUUUGAAGACGUUUAACAACAGCUGAUCCUUGGUUUUUGAAAGAUUUUGAACCAUACUUCAUUAUAAAAGCAAUAAAACUUCAUUUCUACCAAAUAUUAUUGAAAGUUUGUAAAAUAAAUAAAUUUAGUAGUUUCUUUU